Messenger RNA from Austrofundulus limnaeus, 2383 nucleotides. It is a transcript of the gene abhd3, whose product is annotated as abhydrolase domain containing 3, phospholipase. Gene Ontology annotation, biological process: phosphatidylcholine metabolic process; medium-chain fatty acid catabolic process; medium-chain fatty acid biosynthetic process. Gene Ontology annotation, molecular function: glycerophospholipid phospholipase A1 activity; acetylesterase activity; monoacylglycerol lipase activity. The coding region runs from base 94 to 1332 and encodes 412 amino acids. The transcript has 9 exons. The record is from RefSeq and is a predicted model, not a curated record. NCBI's taxonomy places the organism in Eukaryota, Metazoa, Chordata, Actinopteri, Cyprinodontiformes, Rivulidae.
CGUCUCCUUCAUAGUCGGCUCGCAGGCAGACAGCGGAUUUCCAACCGAGCUGGCCGGUGUCCUCGCCCUACUGGAGACAACAGGGACCUUGCAAUGAUCUCGCUGAACUUAAACUUCAACAUUUUGACAAGGGACCUGUCGCAUUAUUUGGAAAAUCAAGUGAAAGUUGGGCUGUUCGGUUCGGGAGUGGGGCUGUCUCUCGUACUGGGGUUUAGCGCAGCUUACACCUGCUACUAUUGGAUCUCUGUCGCCAAGAAACCUCAACUUGUGUCUGGAGGUAAGAAGUUCUACCACUUUCUAAAGGAGCAAUGUCCAGUAGUGUCAGAGACCUACUACCCCACCUUCUGGUGCUGGGAGAGUCGCAUCCAGACCCUGCUGAGACCCUUUGUUACUGCCAAACCUGGAGUCGUUUAUAGAAAUGAGCUUAUUAAGGCAGCAGAUGGAGGACAGAUAUCUGUGGAUUGGUUUGACAAUGAUGACAGCCUUGCUUAUCCCGACCCCGCCACCAGGCCCACUGUCCUCCUCCUCCCCGGUCUGACCGGCACCAGCCGAGAGUCCUACAUCCUGCACAUGGUCCAGCAGAGCCGGGAUCUGGGCUAUAGAUGUGUGGUAUUCAACAACAGAGGGGUUUCCGGUGAAACAUUGCUGACCCCGAGGACUUACUGCGCAGCCAACACAGAAGAUCUGGAGACUGUUAUUGAGCACAUCCAGAAAACCCAUGGAGCCGCUCCAGUCAUGGCUGCUGGCGUAUCCAUGGGAGGGAUGAUGCUGGCCAACUACUUGGGCCGCAAGGGCCGGGAAACCUGUCUAAAAGGGGUUAUAGUCUUCUCAGCAGGCUGGGAUGUCUUUGAGUGCUCYGCAUCGCUGGAAAAACCCCUGGACCGUUUCCUUUUCAACUCCUACCUCACCAGCUGCCUACAAGCCUCUGUGCACAGACACAGGCCGGUGCUCGAACAGUGUUAUGACAUUGAUCAUGUCAUGAAGGCUAAAACCAUCCGAGAGUUUGAUGAAAGGUUCACGUCCAUAAUGUUCGGUUAUCCCACUAAUGAUGACUACUACAGGGACGCCAGUCCUGUCCACAAGCUGAAGUCUGUGCAAGUGCCAAUGCUGUGUCUGAAYGCUGCUGAUGAUGUCUUUUCUCCUUCUCACGCCAUUCCUGUAGAAGCAGUGAAGCAGAAUCCUCACCUGGCCUUGCUGAUUACGUGUCACGGUGGUCACAUUGGUUUCCUGGAGGGCCUGUGGCCACGACAGAGCACUUACAUGGACCGCGUCUUCAAGCAGUACGCGAAGGCGGUCAUCGAACAAGGCGGUGGACUCAACGACCUCUCUUGAUAUAAGAACUUCACRAAGUGAUCCUUUUAUUAUUCCUUUAUUUACUUCCCCUUUCUCUCCCUUUUCUUUCAUCUUUGUCAUCCAUCUUCCUGAACACCAUUCUGUCCACAGUUUCUUUUCAUCUCUACUUCCAUCUGUUUUCUCCUCCCUUCCUACCAUUGUCCUUUCCUUUAAUUAAUUUCAUAACUCCURACUUCCAUUCUUUUGUUUCUGUUUCUCAGUACCAAAUCUCAUUCACCAGCUUUUCUUCCUUGAAGUGACUUUUUUUUUUUUAUCUUUGCCUUGCAUACAUCUGUCCGGCUGCACCAUCUGCCACUUGCAAAAAAAAAAAAAAGAAAAACAUUCUAAGUCAUUUAAAGGGCAUUUUACCGACAGUUGUGUUGAACAAUAAUUUAGUUAUUUGAUAUAUUUAUAAUGUCUGUAAUCAUGUUCUUAAUAAGUGUAGCUGCUCCAGUCAGUGCUGAAAAAAKGAAUCUGUACUAAAUUAUUUAGUUGCUUUAGCUAGCUAAAGAAAUCAGUGAUUGCCCCAGUGCAAUCAUUUUUUAAUCAAAACAGAAAAGUACAGUAAAUGAAAAUCUAAUCACAUUUUGUUAAUGAAAGGUCCUGUAGAUUUAGCACCUAUACAAGUAGGAUUUUAGCCCUCAGGGAGUUUGUUUUUUUGUUUUUGUUUUUUUAACCUUCCUUUGCAACAGUUCGUAUUUUCUUCACUCAUUCACACUGCUGACGUUGCGUUGAGUUUUACUUUAAGUUAUAACUCAGCGUGUGAAUUACACUCGUGUGCUUUCUUUCAGAGAGUUUAAAAGGUUGAUUCCAUUUGCUCUUUAAUACUGAAUGAAGCUAUUGUCAUGAGAUGUGUAGCUUUAUGCAGCAUAACGCCUGAGAGCAGAAAGAAACCGUAACCUGCCUAGCAGCACUUAAACACUGAAAUACAUGGUGGUGGAGGAGGAAAACUAGAUUAUCAAAAUACAGCAGAGGAAUGCUGCGUUCACACCGAACGUGAUUUCAGCUUCAAAAUCGCAUCCAACGCUUCAAGUUGGUCGCUUGUGCACUU